CACCGCUCGGACGCGCUUGCCACCAUAGGGGCCCCGCCCUUCCCUCUUCCGCUUCUUCUCACUUUCAGCCCGAACAGAUUCAUUGCAAGUGCACUUCAACAUGCACUUCUCUACUCUCCUUUCCCUCCUCGCCGUGGCGAUUGGGGCCGUCGCUGCUCCUGUUAGUGAGACGGAUGAGGAGUUUGUGCAGCGCAGCCCGGAUAGCGAUAACCAAGCCCUCGCCAACGGACCAACGCCGCAGCUUGGCAACCCGCAGGACCUGGAAACUCCCUCCUUCGUGCGUACCCCGGACAUUGAACGCCGUGCAUCUGAGAACUCUCCUGUCGCUGCGGACGACUUGUACGGCUUGGGCUUGUAUACAUACCACGGGGGGCAAACGUUCGCUUUUCGGCCGCAUCCAUCUCCUCCCAUGGAGUGCAAUAUCUUUCACCUUCGGAAGGAGCAUGGCACAAGAGUUGAUCACAUAAGGGUGCAUGCCAACGCUGAGUGCUUUUUCUACAGCAAUUAUUGUGACGGAAAAGCACAGGUUGCGGCAUAUUUGAGAGGAUGGGGCGGCGACCCAUUAUGGCUCGACACCCCCCAGUGGUCCGACUACAAGAGCUGGGCAUGUGGGUACGUGGACAGAAACAAGGCUCUUGCCGGCUCUCCGGGCCAGUUCGUCGAAGUGCAAGUCGCGGGUCCAGGUUCCUCCGAUAUUAAGCACUCUUUCACUGGUGCUUAGGUGUCAGGAAGGAGCCCGGUCCGAGGUUAUCUUAUAUUCUGAGGCCUCGUUAGAAUCAAGCAAC
Trematosphaeria pertusa is the source of this 785-nucleotide messenger RNA. RefSeq lists its product as uncharacterized. Bases 101 to 721 code for a protein of 206 amino acids. The transcript has 2 exons. NCBI's taxonomy places the organism in Eukaryota, Fungi, Ascomycota, Dothideomycetes, Pleosporales, Trematosphaeriaceae. The record is from RefSeq and is a predicted model, not a curated record.